Molecule: messenger RNA, 2222 nt
Organism: Porites lobata
Lineage: Eukaryota; Metazoa; Cnidaria; Anthozoa; Scleractinia; Poritidae
Source: the annotation of a GenBank genome assembly
AUGGCAACGAUUCUCUGUCAGCACCGUUCUUUGAAGUUCGAAGCUAUUGUUGCUUCUUUUUGUACCCUCAUCGCUUUAGUACACAUAUUAGCGGUACAAUCUUCCCCUAUACCAGAGGAUAGCAGCACUUUUCAGAAACCACAUUUUCAGGUAUUAUAAGGUAUAUUCUUUAGUAGGUACCAAUCAGUUUAAAUUGGCGAAAACGCGCGGGCGGGCUGGGUCGUGGAAGGGCCGUGGGAAAAUUCGCAGUUUUUUAUUUUUGUUUUUACUUUUUAAAACUGAAUUUUGAAACCUUGUUACUGAAUCAGCCUCAUUUUUUUACGUUGUCAUAUUAAAAGACCUUAGACUUUAACAUAGCCCUUUUUACAAGCAAAAUUUGACAGGUAAGGGUUGGGAUUGUCACGCUUCGGCUGUCUUUGUCAGUUUGUUAUUUCUUUGGGGAGAAAAAGGAUGGCGCAGUGGUGACAGGACUUUCGGUCAGGGUACACAUCCCGGCGUCGACGCCAUAUGUGAGUUGAGUUUGUUGUUGGUCACGCUGUCCCUUGCUCCGAGAGGUUUCUCUCCGGGUACUCCGAUUUCUCUCCUAAAAAACCAUGAACAUUUCCAAAUUCAGGAAUGGUAGACGAAGAACAACUAUGGGGAUGGGCUACCUCUACCUCUACCUCUGGCCGGCCGGAUUAUGACCAAACCAGUCAUUUUGACAAUCAAAUGGCGUUUUUCCACGGUUUUUUUUAUGAAAACCCAUCUCCUUCCUACAUACUAUUUAAGAUUUGAUUGAUCUGACUGGAUAGUUUUGAUUAAAAGUGAGAUUCUCAUUGCAAAGGAAAUGGACUGGCCAGUUAGUUCUGACAAAUGGAAAGCGCCCUUAACUUGUUUCCUUGAUUUUAAAGGGAACCUCCACUCUUACUACAGAAUAAGUUUAAAUCGAAUAAAAUUAUGUUGAUAAACAAAUUUGUUCGAAAUUUGUCCUUAAAAAAAGUGUUUAUAUCAGGAAAAGUGAAUUUUAAAAUCGCUUAUUUUCACUUUCAAAUUUCGCGGGCGCCGCCAUCUUGAAUAAUUGUGACGUGUUACGGUUGCUCUAUUGUUCUGACACAAAGAGCUUUUGUUUAAUAACAAUAGGGCAACCGUAACACUUCACAAUUAUUCAAGAUGGCGACGCCCGCAAAAUUUGAAAACAAAAAUAGGCGAAUCUAAAAGUUAUUUCUUUCGGAUAAAAACGCUUUCUUUAAAAAUAUUUUAGAUUGACUUGACUGUAACAGUUAUUUCCUGUGAUUUAAAGUUAUCUUUUUGUUGAAGUGGAGGUUCCCUUUAAUGGAGUAAAAAAUGGCCAUGAUUUCUUUUACAGACCGUUUCCGCAUUCAUGUGAACAAAGGCACCAACUCGAGGCACUGGUGGACAAAAUACAGUGAGUUGUAUGAAAUUGUCCACCCGAGCCUCGACCUCAUUUCUUUGUGUUUGCUCACCGGAGUGUAAUGCGGGAAAGGUGUAUUGGCAACUGAUUUUGUCAGUCGCCGUUUGCCCCCCUGGAAACCAUCCCACCAAUCCUUACUCGGCCCUUGCAAAGAUGACGGGUGUAGUGUGAGAAAGGUCUUUUUAAAGAUGAUGUCAUCAUAUCUGCAGCCUGGAUAAGUAGGAGAUGCUCAUGGGUUUAGUCACGAUAUGCCCCUUGCUAAGUAGCCUGAGAAAUCAUCCGUUAUUUCGCUGUCUUCCACUGGUUUCCCCGCGAAACGACGUCCGAGGAACGAGCGCAGAAAUUGCAUACUUACAUGACGUGUCACUAGCCAGAUCUGGAAAGUGCUUCUGAUUGGUCCUGCUGCUAGGGAAAUUUGCCUCAACCUAUCAGAAGCGCAACUAAGAUAUGGGAAGACACACUUCAUCGAAUCAGUAUGGAAUUCCUGCAGCUUCCUGCAAUCGUUCCGUCGCGAAAUGUAGGCUAUUUUCUCAGGCUACUGGCUUAGAAGAGUUAUGGAUCUAACGAAAAAUGUUUCCUUGUUAGGCCCGUAAGAAUAUAAAAAAUUUUUUGUCAGGUAGAACACAAAGCCGGUGUAUUAUCAAUCACAGCUACAAAGGAUAAAGCAGACGUGGACGUGAAAUCGGACACAAUUCGUCUACUCGUAAAACCAGGAGAUAAACAAUACCCUGUUGGUCAAGAACCGGAAGUAAAGACAGUUCAUGUGGAACACAACUGCUGCCUUCCACAAAUUUCUCCACUCUUUGGUUAG